CCUCCUCGCCCUCCCGGCUUCCCACCACGGCCGCUCUCGGUGAGGAAACUCUGGCCUCCGCUUCCUCCUCCUCCGACUCGGACACCGGCGGAGCCUCCCCGCCCCCGCGGAAGAAAGCCCGGGCCUCCCCGGCGGCGGCGGUGGAGGGAGCAGGAGAGCCCGGGGCUUCCGCGGGCAGAGCAGGCCUCACCUCGUCCCAGUCCCUCUCGCUCCCCGCCGGGCUCGCCCCCGCCGCCGCCCCGCUCAGAGGCAGUAGCAGCGGCAGCGGCGUCAGCAGCGCCAUGCAGGCCAACGGGGCAGGAGGGGGCCAACAACAGCAGCAGCAGCCGUCGCAAGGGCCGGUGAACCCGGAGCUGGGCUGCCUGAGUGCCCAGAACGGCGAGGCCUCGGCAGGCACAGCCGCCAGCGACCAGCUGGCUCACGCCAACGGGCUGCUGCCCUCGGCUAACAGCGGCGGCGGCAGUCCCGGCGGCCUCAGUGUCAACAACGGGGUGCCCGCCGCCGGGGUCCCCGGCCCGGCCUCCGCUGAGCUGGGGGGCGGUGGCGGCAGCGCCCUGAAGAAGAAGAAGCGGCUUUCGCAGUCUGACGAGGACGUGAUCCGGCUGAUCGGGCAGCACCUCCACAGCCUGGGCCUCAACCAGACUGUUGAUCUCCUCAUGCAAGAGUCAGGAUGUCGUUUAGAACAUCCUUCUGCUACCAAAUUCCGCAAUCAUGUCAUGGAAGGAGAAUGGGAUAAGGCUGAGAACGACCUGAAUGAACUUAAGGCCUUAGUGCAUUCUCCGCAUGCAAUUGUGAGGAUGAAGUUUUUGCUGCUGCAGCAGAAGUACCUGGAAUACCUGGAGGAUGGCAAGGUCCUGGAGGCACUUCAAGUUCUACGCUGUGAACUGACGCCUCUGAAAUAUAAUACAGAACGCAUUCAUGUCCUCAGUGGGUAUCUGAUGUGCAGCCAUGCAGAAGACUUGCGUGCAAAAGCAGAGUGGGAAGGGAAAGGAACAGCUUCCAGAUCUAAACUUUUGGACAAACUCCAGACAUACCUACCCCCGUCAGUGAUGCUUCCUCCAAGACGUUUACAGAACCUGCUGCGUCAGGCUGUGGAACUACAACGGGACCGAUGCCUGUAUCACAAUACAAAACUAGAUAGCAAUCUAGAUUCUGUCUCGCUGCUAAUAGAUCAUGUUUGUAGUAGGAAACAGUUCCCAUGCUAUACACAGCAGAUACUAACGGAGCAUUGUAAUGAAGUGUGGUUCUGUAAAUUCUCCAAUGAUGGCACUAAACUAGCAACAGGAUCUAAGGACACAACUGUUAUUAUAUGGCAGGUUGAUCCAGAUACUCACCAGCUAAAACUACUUAAGACGUUAGAAGGUCAUGCGUAUGGUGUCUCUUAUAUUGCUUGGAGUCCAGAUGACAACUAUCUUGUUGCCUGUGGCCCAGAUGAUUGUUCUGAGCUUUGGCUCUGGAAUGUACAAACUGGGGAGCUGAGGACAAAGAUGAGCCAGUCUCAUGAAGACAGUUUAACAAGCGUGGCCUGGAAUCCUGAUGGGAAGCGUUUUGUAACGGGAGGUCAGCGUGGGCAGUUCUAUCAGUGUGAUUUAGAUGGUAAUCUCCUUGACUCCUGGGAAGGGGUGAGAGUGCAAUGCCUUUGGUGCUUGAGUGAUGGGAAGACUGUUCUAGCAUCGGACACACACCAGCGAAUUCGGGGUUAUAACUUUGAGGAUCUUACAGACAGGAACAUAGUACAAGAAGAUCACCCUAUUAUGUCAUUUACUAUUUCAAAAAAUGGCCGUUUAGCUUUGUUAAAUGUAGCAACUCAGGGAGUUCACUUAUGGGACUUACAAGACAGAGUUUUAGUGAGAAAGUAUCAAGGUGUUACACAAGGGUUUUACACAAUUCACUCGUGUUUUGGUGGUCAUAAUGAAGAUUUCAUCGCAAGUGGCAGUGAAGAUCACAAAGUAUAUAUUUGGCACAAGCGUAGCGAGCUGCCCAUUGCGGAGCUGACAGGGCACACGCGUACUGUUAACUGUGUGAGCUGGAACCCGCAGAUCCCAUCCAUGAUGGCCAGCGCCUCUGAUGAUGGCACUGUUAGAAUAUGGGGACCAGCGCCUUUUGUAGACAACCAGGAUAUUGAAGAGGAAUGCAGUAGCAUGGAUAGUUGAUGGCGAAUUUGGAGCAGACGACUUCAGUUUAACUUAAUUAGUCGUAUUUUAAAUGGCUUGGGAUUUGGUGCAAACAAACAUGAUUGAUAGCUGGACAGACAUGCUCGUCAUGAAAAAGAACCAUUUCUGAAGCCCGGUUGGGGCCAAACAUUUACCACCUUGCUUCAUAGUAACCAGUCGAGAUGAAGCACGUCCUUAGAACGUUGUCGGACACCGUGUUGAAAUUACCCCCCCAUCGGUUGUGAAGAACUGUGCUACAUUCAGGCUAACCAUUGAACUCAGUAUAUAUAUUUUUCCCUCCUGCCUUUUUGUCUGGCAGGCUACUGUUCUUGUUGCUCUUCUGUGUAAUGAAGUUUAAAUGCUUGUUUGGAACACUUUAUUUAACAGUUUAGAAGGCUUGAUAGAAAGAGUGCUUUAGUCUGAAGAGUAUACAUUGGAUAGGAAGGUAUUUCCUUCUCUUGUUUCUCAAGUCUCUCUCCGCCUUACUUAGCUUGAGAUCUUUGCAGCUUGGUUCAUGGAUUCUAGCCUUGCCCGUUGCGCAGUAUAUUAUAAAUUGAGAUGAUAAACCAAUGAACUAUGUCAAAAGCACUCUCAGUAUCACAUUUGACAAAAAGUUUUGUACUUUUCACAUAGCUCGUUGCCCUGCAAAGGGGUUAACAGCACAAUUUUUUAAAAAUAAAUUAUUUAUAGGAUUAAAAUGACUUCAUUUGUAUACACUUGGAAUUAAAAAACAAUGCAAGCAAUGUCGUGAAACACGGUAUCACCGAUGCUUUUCCAGAGUGUCUUGAGACCCAAUCAAAAGCAGUGGCUGGAAGGAGCUCUGCAUAGGCAGUGAAGCUUGUUUUAGAUAGAGGAACUCACUGUCCAGCUUAACAGAGAAACUGUUAUUUAGGAGAAGGUGUUCAGAGUGCACCACCAGACUUAAGAGUUUAAACAAGACAAGGUCUUUUUGGAUUCUUUUAAAGACAUAAAUAUGUGCAACAAUGCUGGUGUAAAAGGUAGAUUGCACCUCAAGGGAAGAAUGUGUUGUUGGAAGAGUCCUUUCAUCACAAAGGAAAUCUUUUGUAAAAGUAAUUAACAUACAAAUCAUAAUUAAACACUUGUAUUAUGAUGACAUUAUUAAACACUUGUGUUAUGAUGGCAUUUUUUCCUUCUUUGGUAAAUGAAGGUGUAUAGAUUUUCUUUCUGAGAACAUACUCUUUAAGUUUCCAGAUUGAAAUGCCUCUUCCAGACCUUGUUGCAAGCUGGUGCUUUGAACAUCUUGACACAUCUAGGAGUAGCUCCACUAAUAGCCUGUCUUAAGAAGGGAGAAAGUCAUUCAUGAUUUGUUAUUCUUUUGGACAUAAACAGAUGGCCUGGCAUCACUGUGCUUUUGCAUACACACAAGUUCAUUAUGGGAUGGCACUGGAUUCCCUUUUGCCACCUUGGGUGGAAAAGUAGUGUUGGUACUGCUGUGAAGUGAAGAGGGUGCAGGGAAAGGCACACCACUGGGUGCUGGUGUGAACAGAAGUGUGGACUUCAUCCUUUAAUGAAAGAAUAAUCUAGUGUCCUUAUUAGUCAUGUGUGGAAGAAGGAUGGGGGAAAGUUUGGUGGAGUUCAAGGACAGGGAAGUGCAGCCACUUUAAGUGGGAAUGCGGUGCUUAACAUAAAUGGUCCCUUUUUUCUUUCGCGGAAGAACAAAGUGAUGCUCGAAGGUUAGAUCUUUAAAUUUGUGGGGUUUUAAGAUUCCAGCCAUCAGGUGGUGGGGUUUUUUUCUUGCCUUGUUUGUAAAUUUAAACAGGAUUUAAGUUUCUGAAACUCUGGUUGAGACCAGCCUUGAACCUGACCUCCUGGUACCUGCAAAAUGAAGUAGGAACUUCAUAUUCUUACCUUCAAUCUAGUACAUUUGUCUUAAGGUGAAUUUCUGUGAUAGCAAUUACUGUGCCACCGAACUGGGCAUACAUGUGUAAAUGUAAGACUACAAAUCAGUUGCUUCUUCCAUUAGUUAGUUCUGGAGGAAGCUGUUUGUCUUCCUAGUUCGGACAGUGUAAGAUUAUCAGUCUAGCUCCUGUGGCAUCAAUGUUGCAGGGAAACAGACAGCUUCCAAAGGUCAAAUUGAAUACCUAAACUGUAACUAACCAGUGUUUUCUAUGUUCAAACCACAGUAUAAUUCAUAAGCAAUGCCAGUAUGUGUAUCUUUGGAAGUCCUGCUUGUGUUGUCCUUCUCUGAGCUUAUGUUUUCAAACAAAAUAUUAUUUAGGGAAAGGGAAUAAUCCUACAUUUGAUGCCUCUAAGGUCUCCUACAAAGGUCUGGCACCACUUCCUUCAUAUUCACGGGACUAAAGUGGGAACAUUAGGCAGGUGCUGAAGCCUGGAUCAAAUCUCAAGGUCAGAUUUAAAAUCCCUUAUGUACUUUAAAGGGCAUUUUGAAGGUGGUGGGCAUAGCUAAACAAAGUGAGACUCCUCACCUGAUACCAGCUGUGGGGAGGGCAUCUGAGCUCAGGCCUGCAAAGCAUUGCCAGCAGAAACUUAAACCUGGUCGUUUUGCCAAAAUGCUGCCCCUCCAUUCUGGGGUUUCUCACCCAGACUUGGUUUGUGCCUCUAAAAUACACUUCAGGUAUGUAAGAAUCAGAGUUAGGGAGAAGCACAUGUUCUGGAGUCUCUGCUUUAGUUCUAAAUAUGCUUCAUAUAGACAGUACUGCUGUUUCCAAAGUGUCUGGGUAGCAGCACCUGGCAGAGCUGCCUGCUUCUCACAGGUGAUAAGCAGAGAUGAGACAAUGGUGAGAGUUCAUUUCACCACACUACUUGGGCAAGCAGUAAACUGACAUUACAGAUGUAGCAAUAACAACUACCAACCUGCAGGUUAAAGAGGAACUGAAUCUAUUUCUACCAUAUCACCUAUUCAUGGUGUGUGAAAUGAAAAGUACCUAUACUUUUUUGUGCACAGACUAUGAGACUCUCUGAGUGGGGAAAAAACAAAUUAAGUUUGCUCAUUUGCAACAUGUUGAUUUCCAUGUGCUUAAAAAUGUUCAUAGAGCUGGAAUCUUAAGGCUGCAACAAGUACACACCUGCAAUAAAUGACUGUUUCUAGUCAACAGACCUAUGGUGUGAGAGAGGAAAAUACUGUGAGUGUACUCCUUCUGGAACUUUCUGUGGUCAGCUGUUGGUUUAAAUCACAGUAGUCCCAGGUUGUUGUCAAGGCAGAGCCUCAAAAACAAGAUGCUGAAGCAUUGUAUUGUCUGAACGUUCUUUAGCUGUUCAGGUAAGUAACUUUCAAGGCACAGUGGAGCACAAAAGGGAAAAUGUUAGAUCUGUCCUUGGUUUGGAAGGGAGGGUAAUGGGGGGGAAAUGACACCUUUGAUUUUAAAUACCCUCUUGCCUUUUCUGAAGUUCUCCAGCUUUGAGAUUUAACCUCAUUUCAUGAUUAGAGCAAAGAUGCAAGCUAGGAAUCUAUCCAGAUUUUGCCAGUUACUUCUCAACUUGGCUUCAAACAGGUAAUGCUUAAUACAAGUUAAUAUGCCAUUGGGAGUUUAUGUCUAGUUGUGUACUUUUACACUGCUAAGUGAUACUCCCACCCAAACCCCAUUCUGAUGGUUUCCGUAGCAGGACACCAGGACUCCUACAAUUAGCCAUAGUUUAAGGAGAGAUGUAGACCCCAAGGGGGAUGGAAGCAGAGAAAGAGGAAUGGGCGUAAGAAGCAGGAUUUACUGACCAACAAACUACUGUAACUCAAAAGGGGAGGAGGAAAAAUGCACUUUCAAUAGUUGGUCUGUAGUUUAGCUGUAAAAUACACUCAUGUCUAAUUUUUGAGACAACUAUUAAAGAGGAAUGCCCAUCCCAUAAAUGGCUGAUCCUCCUUUUGACCUCCUCCUGUGUUUUCCACAUAGGCUUGAGUCUGUUUUCAGUGGCCAUACUUCAAAACUGCUACUUUAAAUGGUGUUUAGAAAGAAAAAAAAAGAAGAAAACCAUUAACUCUGACACUUUUUUAAACAGGGUGGACUUGAAUGAAGUGUGCAGUGUUGAACUCCUGCUGCAGUAGCUGCCUCGUAGUUGUCAAACUGUAGACAAGUUUUCUGUCUAUUAAUCCAGGUAAUCUGGAUUCAAACAUCUGUGAGUGUGUUGCUCCCACCUGGUAUGAAUGUGUGUGUGCAUGUGUUCCUCAGACAGAGAACCAAAUGUUCUAGGUACUCAUGUUUUCUUGCAUACUCUUAAGUCGUGUGUAUGUGAAGUGUCCUUUGAGCAGAAGGUUUUGGUUAAUAUCAGUAUAUUUUUAUACAUCUGAAAUUUCUUGUGCCCCAUCUCUUUUUAUUUUCUUCACCAUUUCUCAUCGUUAGGGUCUAUGUGCUUAGAUCGGAAUCUUAACAUUUUUAGGCACAGAUGGAAAAAGUUAUUGGCUCCUUGAAAACACAUGGGACAAAAUGGAUCCUCAAAGCAUGUAUGUACUUACAAACCAAGCUGUAGAGAUCAAGACGAGAACUUUAUUGUUGAUCUCAAGAUUUCUAAAUUGUCGAGAUUUAUAUGGAGUUGUGGUGGAACUAGUUAACACUUAGAGCUUUUGGUAUGUAAUGACUAUUUGCUAUGGACUGAUAUUAAAUGUUUCAAAGGAUUGCGUUCUUAAACUUUCUGGAUUUUUUGUUACUCUCCUCGGAUUAUAUUAAGUAGUUAUCAAGAUUUCUUUGCUAUAUUACAUUAAAAACAUAAGAACUUUGGGUCUCGUAUUUAUUUUCACUUGUUUCACUAAUUAUUUACAGAACACCGUUUUAACUUUUUUUUAUUUUAUAAAUGUGUAGUCUUUUAAACAUAUCUUUAAAGAUUGUUCAAUUGGAACGACAUUACCUUUGAGUUGUUUUUAUUAGGGUUUUUAAAAGACAACAAGAUUACACUUUUUCCAUGUUGGUGCACAGCACUGAACAGAAAUGUUUGUAUUCCCUUUCUUUCAAUUCAAUAAACAGAAUAAAUAACUGGAA
Messenger RNA from Melopsittacus undulatus (budgerigar), 7099 nucleotides. RefSeq names its product WD repeat domain 26 (gene WDR26). Gene Ontology annotation, biological process: proteasome-mediated ubiquitin-dependent protein catabolic process. The transcript is spliced from 14 exons. Gene Ontology annotation, cellular component: GID complex. Gene Ontology annotation, molecular function: protein binding. Lineage: Eukaryota; Metazoa; Chordata; Aves; Psittaciformes; Psittaculidae. The record is from RefSeq and is a predicted model, not a curated record. The coding region runs from base 282 to 2153 and encodes 623 amino acids.